Paraglomus occultum is the source of this 423-nucleotide messenger RNA. NCBI's taxonomy places the organism in Eukaryota, Fungi, Glomeromycota, Glomeromycetes, Paraglomerales, Paraglomeraceae. The record is from the annotation of a GenBank genome assembly.
AUGCCAAAACGUCUCCCACUGCAAGCCGCAACCAGCAGGGUAGUUGAUGAUGGAACAGCACAGUAUUAUCUAUGGAAUUACCUUCACGAUAAUAGUAACAAUGCUCAGUUUCUUCAUCCUCCAAUUCACUUGAUAGGAGUCGGUACGUUAAGAACUUCAUUAAGGAAGGCCUGUCUUCCAGAUUCGGUGAGGGCUUGGCCGGCGGAGAGCGAAGGUGGUCAAAGACAAUAUGCUAAUGGAGCGAAGCCUCGUACCAAAGUGCAGCAACGUUUAGAACAAGGAAUUUUUAAACGAUCUUCAAAGACAUGGAAAUUCCGAGCGUGUAUUAUUUGUGGAGCAGAAGGGUUUGAAGGUAAGUUUCGAAGGUUCACUGAAGACGCUUACCGGAAAGCCCUACAGCGUGGAACCUUGGAUUCUACAUGA